UAAAACCCUAAAGAGAUGACGAAAAAUUGCUUAAUUGUAAAGUCUGAUUCUACUUUCUAGACAUUUGAUACCGAACGCCUCUCUAUUAUAACAUGCUAGAUCUCUACGAAUCAACUACUUUUAGGGACUAACAAAACCCAAUAUUUAGGAUAUUCACAUCAUAUUGCAGCAACCUUCAAACUUCGUUUCCACUAUUAUGGAGGACGCAUACGCAAGAUCUGUUUCGGAGGUCCUUGAAUUCUUUGGUGUGGAUCCAACAAAAGGCCUUACAGAUUUUCAGGUUGCUGAACAUGGUCGAAUAUAUGGUAGAAAUGUGUUGCCGCAAGAGGAAAGCACCCCCUUCUGGAAAUUGGUUUUGAAGCAAUUCAAUGACUUGCUGGUCAAGAUAUUGAUUGCAGCUGCAAUUGUCUCUCUUUUACUGGCUUUAGUUAAUGGGGACACUGGUAUAACAGCAUUCCUGGAGCCUUCUGUCAUCUUAUUGAUAUUAGCUGCUAAUGCAGCAGUGGGAGUCAUUACAGAAACAAAUGCAGAAAAAGCUCUUGAGGAGUUACGUGCUUAUCAAGCUGAUAUUGCAACUGUGCAACGAAACGGUUGCUUCUCGAUACUUCCAGCUACAGAUCUUGUCCCUGGGGAUAUUGUAGAAGUUAGUGUGGGUUGCAAAGUUCCAGCUGAUAUGAGAAUGAUCGAGUCAUUGACCGACCAUUUGCGUGUUGAUCAAGCAAUACUUACAGGUGAGAGCUGCUCUGUGGAAAAAGAUUUAGAUUCCACUGUGGCAAUAAAUGCUGUCUACCAAGACAAGAAAAACACCCUCUUUUCGGGAACAAUUGUAGUUGCUGGUAGAGCUAGAGCUGUUGUUGUGGGAGUUGGUUCUAAUACUGCAAUGGGCAGCAUCCGUGAUUCUAUGUUGCAGACAGAAAAUGAGGCAACACCACUGAAAAAGAAGCUGGAUGAGUUUGGUACUUUCUUGGCCAAGGUUAUUGCAGGCAUUUGCAUCUUGGUAUGGGUUGUAAACAUUGGCCAUUUUCGUGAUCCAGCCCAUGGUGGUUUCUUGCAAGGUGCUAUACACUACUUUAAGAUUGCAGUUGCUCUUGCAGUGGCAGCUAUUCCCGAAGGUCUUCCUGCUGUGGUUACCACGUGUUUAGCUCUUGGUACAAAAAGAAUGGCACGACUUAAUGCUAUUGUUAGGUCUCUGCCAUCAGUAGAGACACUGGGAUGCACAACUGUUAUUUGCAGUGAUAAGACUGGUACAUUGACAACUAAUAUGAUGUCUGUGUCCAAGGUCUGUGUUCUUCAUUCUUCUCAUCAUGGUCCUGUUACCACUGAAUACAGUGUGAGUGGGACAACAUUUGCACCUGAAGGUUUCUUAUUUGACAAUAGUGGACAGCAGCUUGAGUUUCCAGCGCAAUUGCCUUGUCUUCUCCAUGUAGCAAUGUGUUCAGCUCUCUGCAAUGACUCUCGCCUACAGUAUGAUCCAGACAAAGGAAGCUAUGGAAAAAUUGGUGAGUCAACUGAAGUAGCUCUUCGUGUGUUGGUGGAAAAGGUUGGUCUUCCUGGAUUCGAUUCUAUGCCUUCGUCUUUAAAUAUGUUGAGCAAGCACGAUAGAGCUUCUUACUGUAAUAGCUACUGGGAGAACCAAUUUAAGAAGGUGUUCGUUUUGGAAUUUUCUCGGGAUCGCAAGAUAAUGAGUGUCCUCUGUAGCCGAAAACAAAUGGAAGUUAUGUUCUCUAAAGGUGCACCAGAGAGCAUUUUAUCCAAAUGUACUAGCAUCCUCUGCAAUGAUAAUGAUUCCACUAUUCCUCUUACUGCAACUAUUCGAUCUGAGCUGGAGGCAAAGCUCCAAAGUUUGGCAGGAGAGGAAACUUUAAGAUGUUUGGCUCUGGCUUUAAAAAGGAUGCCAGUGGGUCAGCAGACUUUGUCCUUUGCUGAUGAAAGCAACCUGACAUUUAUUGGCUUGGUUGGAAUGCGUGAUCCUCCUCGUGAAGAAGUUAAAAGUGCCAUACUUUCGUGCUUGAAUGCUGGGAUACGCGUGAUUGUUGUCACAGGAGAUAAUAAGUCCACUGCAGAAUCAUUAUGUCAAAAAAUAGGUAUUUUUGAUCAGUUGGGAGACUUUAGUGGCUAUUCUUAUACAGCUUCGGAAUUUGAAGAACUUCCAGCAUUACAAAAGUCAGUUGCAUUACAACGCAUGGCAUUAUUUACAAGGGUUGAGCCUUCUCACAAAAGGAUGUUGGUUGAAGCAUUGCAACACCAAAAUGAAGUGGUUGCAAUGACCGGAGAUGGAGUAAAUGAUGCACCUGCACUAAAGAAAGCAGAUAUUGGAAUUGCCAUGGGGUCAGGAACUGCUGUUGCCAAGAGUGCCUCGGAUAUGGUUUUGGCAGAUGACAAUUUUGCUACAAUAGUUGCAGCCAUUGCAGAGGGAAGAGCUAUAUAUAACAACACAAAGCAGUUCAUUCGAUACAUGAUCUCCUCAAAUAUUGGUGAAGUCGUUUGUAUCUUUGUAGCAGCUGUACUUGGAAUUCCUGAUACACUUGCUCCUGUACAAUUACUUUGGGUUAAUCUAGUUACUGAUGGGUUGCCUGCUACUGCUAUUGGAUUUAACAAGCAAGAUUGCGAUGUGAUGAAGGCUAAGCCUCGCAAGAUAGACGAAGCUGUUGUAUCUGGUUGGCUUUUCUUUCGCUACCUUGUUGUUGGAGCUUAUGUUGGACUUGCCACUGUUGCGGGAUUUGUAUGGUGGUUUGUUUAUGCUGACAAUGGGCCUAAACUACCAUAUGUGGAAUUAAUGAAUUUUGACACCUGUCAUACAAGGGAAACAACAUACCCUUGCAGUAUAUUCAGUGAUCGGCAUCCAUCAACAGUGGCAAUGACUGUGCUUGUUGUCGUGGAGAUGUUCAAUGCACUAAAUAAUCUUAGUGAAAACCAAUCCCUUAUUGUUAUUCCUCCAUGGAGUAAUUUGUGGCUUGUUGGUUCAAUUGUCCUGACUAUGCUUCUCCACAUACUGGUCUUGUAUGUUCGACCACUUUCUAUUCUUUUCUCAGUUACUCCGCUGUCUUGGGUUGAGUGGAAAGCAGUACUUUAUCUAUCAUUUCCUGUGAUAAUUAUUGACGAGAUAUUGAAGUUCUUCUCGAGACAUACUUUCGGUGCGGGAUUCUUUUAUAGAUUUAGGAGGCACGACUUACUUCCCAGGAGAGAACAACGCGAUAAGUGACAAAAAGAGAGUCUAUCUACUCUAACCAUAUUCUUCUGGUUUUGACUUAUCUUUCAUUAUACUCACCAUCACUUGUCAUCAUCAAGCAUGCAAUUCAACCCAUUUCAAUUUUCAACAGAGCUAAGCACGAAGAUUGCUUUACCAGAAAUUCUCUUACAAGAUACCGCUGCUGCUGCGAUCCACACAAUCAUACUAUAGUUUAAAAGUUCUUUUUUGUUUCUGUUUGGAAAAGAGGUUGUUGAUCCUGCUUGUUUGUAUUUGUAUAUUUAUACAUGUAAGUCUUUCCCCUUUUGACAAGCUUUUAUUUUUGUAAUGGAAAGAGGGAGACUCAUUGUUGGUACACUAA
This is a messenger RNA of Impatiens glandulifera, 3548 nucleotides long. Its product is annotated as calcium-transporting ATPase 3, endoplasmic reticulum-type. Gene Ontology annotation, biological process: intracellular calcium ion homeostasis; calcium ion transmembrane transport. Gene Ontology annotation, cellular component: membrane. The record is from RefSeq and is a predicted model, not a curated record. The coding region runs from base 197 to 3202 and encodes 1001 amino acids. Lineage: Eukaryota; Viridiplantae; Streptophyta; Magnoliopsida; Ericales; Balsaminaceae. Gene Ontology annotation, molecular function: ATP hydrolysis activity; P-type calcium transporter activity; ATP binding. The transcript has 34 exons.